AACAAAUAGUAGUAAUAAUUAACAAUAGAAGCAAUAGUAUUAAAUAAUUAUAAUAAUUAUAAUAAUAAUUCAUAAACACCAAUAUUAAAUAAUUUAAUACCAUAUAUAUAUAUAUAUAUUUUAUAUAUAUAUAUAAAUUUUAAAAAAAUUAAAAUGUAUAAUGCUAUAGUUUCAACAGCUUAUUGGGGAACGAUUCUUGCAACAGCGGGUAUUGCACUUAUAGUUUCUUUAAUAUAUUCAUCACAAGAAAAAUUAUUAUAUUUCCCAGAUACCAAAACUAUGAUUAAUCCACAAUCAUAUUUCGAUCCAGAUAAAUUUGAAGAGAUCUAUUUAACAACUAGCGAUGGUAUUAAAGUUCAAACAUGGUUUUUUAGACAAGAAAAUUCUAAAAAUGUACCAACAUUAUUAUUUUGUCAUUCUAAUGCGGGAAAUUUAUCACACAGAUUAGAUAACAUCAAAAACUUAUUUGACAAUGUUAAUAUAAAUGUAUUUAUUUUAUCAUACAGAGGAUAUGGAUUUAGUGAAGGUACACCAAGCGAACCAGGUUUAAAAAAGGAUAUUGAUGCUUGUAUGGAGUAUUUACUUUCAGACCCAUUAAUCGAUCCAAAUCAAAUCAUUUGCUUUGGCAGAUCUUUAGGCGGUGCUGUUGCUAUUGACACUGCUAAAAGAUAUCCAAACGAUAUUAAAGCAUUAAUUUUAGAAAAUACAUUUACAUCAGUACCAGAUAUGGUUGAUGAAGUUUUACCAAUGUUAAAAUUAUUUAAACCUUUUUGUAGAAAUAGAUGGGAAAGCAACAAUGCCAUUAAAGAUGUUAGAUGCGAUAUUUUAUUCCUUUCAGCUAAAAAUGACGAAUUGGUACCAUCCAAACAUAUGACAUCUCUAGCAGAAAACGCAAAACAUUCAAAAAAGAAAAUAAUAGUAUUUGAAGAUGGUGCCCAUAUGACUCUCAUGUUUCAAAAGAAUUAUUAUAAAUUUAUUAAAGAGUUUUUGGAUAGUGUAUUUAUAAACUAA
Messenger RNA from Dictyostelium purpureum, 1011 nucleotides. RefSeq lists its product as uncharacterized. NCBI's taxonomy places the organism in Eukaryota, Evosea, Eumycetozoa, Dictyosteliales, Dictyosteliaceae. Gene Ontology annotation, cellular component: membrane. Bases 154 to 1011 code for a protein of 285 amino acids. The record is from RefSeq and is a predicted model, not a curated record. The transcript is spliced from 3 exons. Gene Ontology annotation, molecular function: palmitoyl-(protein) hydrolase activity.